AUGAAGAAGCUGGAUUUUUGUAGGGAACAAGUGACAUUGAUGCUGAAAGAUUGUGUGAAGAUGUGUGUGAAUUUUAUUCCAUUCAAUUCCUCUCUCAGUUUUGAAGGAUUCUUUGUAAUAACCAGCGAUAAAAGUGAUGUUUUAGUCAUUAAAAUUGAUGAGAAUAAAAUGAAAAAUGAAGGAAACCCUUUUGUGAAUGAUCAUUCUAACACAUCAUCUCGCAUAUUUAAUGCACCUGCAAAUUAUGAAAAUAAUUUUCAAAUUGGUGGAAAGAGACCAAGAAUGUCAAAUGUAAAUAAAAAAAAUAUAAAUACAAGCAAAAGAAAUUUCAAUGUUGCUGGGAACAAACGUGGUGGACAUAUAAAGCCAAGAUUGAAAACGAAUGUAGUGCGACAACAACAAAGAUUCAACAACUGCCUGACUUAUCCAUCUACCGCUAACAACAAUUUUAGUAAUGCUCUUGUGCCUGCAAGAUUCUUCUCUUCAGGACCUCGACAUGCUGCUGGUGGUCGUGGCCUACCAACACUUGAACCAAUUAAUAACAAAACAUCAAACAAUAUGAUAGCUCCUACACAAACACAGAAUGCUAGACAAAUGCUUUCAAUAUGCUACUCUGGCACCACCACCAACAACAACUGCAAUGAUAAUAACGGUGGUGGAGACAUGACUGAAGACAGGGACCAAAUAUUCAAAGAUAUUAUUUCUGUUGCAUUGAAUAAAUUAUCCACAACUGAUGAAAACACCACAACAACUCAUUCUGCUGUCAAAUAUCAACUAGCCUUAACAAACAAGAUUUACUCAGCCCCAUCCUAUAGUUCUGCAUGUGAUUUGAAAGCUGGACCACUGGUUAGAUCUCAUUCAACUCAGCUGACUACUGCAAUGCAACCAUUUCAGCAAUCACAACAACAGAUACAGCAACAACUGCUACCACAACAAAAUGUGUCUGAUAAACAGCUGUAUCAAAAUGUUCUUACUGUAUUUAAGCAGUCUACAGCUGGAACUAGUGAGGUUCCACAACAACAUAAACAGCAAGCAUCUCAGCAGAAUUACUCAACUUUGUACCAAACUUUACUUACACCGAGCAAACAGCAGUCUCAGCUGCACCAACAAUUGCAAACACAACAAAUUCAGCAGAAACAAUGUGCAAUAAAUACACCUAGCAAGGAAAAAAUAACUCAAACCAAGCUUCAGCAACUACAACGAACGCCACAACAACAAACACCACAGCAACAUGCACUCCAACUUACACCCUACAAACAGCAAAUAAACUCGCUUACUCCAUGCAAAGAACAAUUUCAACAGCAACAAACAACUCCGUGCAAACAACAAGUUCACCAGCAACAAACACAGCAACACAUGCUUACGCCUUACAAACAAUACAUUGACCUCACUCAAAACAAACAAAUUCAAAAACAGCAGCAUCAACAGCCACAUCCUCAGCAAAAUGCUAACAUGUCUAAUAAACCACAGCAGAACAUUUUUGUUGAAAAUAAUUUGCAAAACCAGCAGCAAAACAUGUUAACGCCUUAUAAACAACAUAUUUCUUCCAAUCCUGUUGAAGCCCAAAUGCAUCAUCAACAACAAACACAACAGCAACAACUGACACCUCACAAACAACAAAAUUUCUUAGCUACAACUAAUCACCAUCAGCAGUUGCAGCUGCAGCAACAAAACCGGCUACCAAAUCUACUUCAACAAUUGCUUCAGGACUCACCAGCUAUCACAAAAAUUAGUGAAAUCUCGUCUAUAAUCCAAGAGAGCACAUUAAAUUCAAACAGUCUACAUCAAACGCAACAACAACAUCAACAAUUACAACAACAUUCUUGGUCACAGAAUCAGCUGCAACAAGCACCAAUAGAACAAUGUCAAGUGCCAGCAACAUCAAAACAAAUUUUACAGCAGAAAUCACCUUCAAAUGCCAAUUCAGUUAAAUUUAAUGAACAUAAAAAAGGUUUGAAGAUUACUCCUGUAGUAAAUCCUAUCCGACCAACUGUGCAGACUCAUCUGCAAUACUCUUCAAUAUAUUUUCAGCAAUGUCCUCAACAAUUACAACAAAAUCCUCAAGUUCAACAACAUGUACAAACUCUACAACAUCAACCAGUCCAUCAAUCAGCCCAUCAGCAACAUCAAUUUCAUGAUACAAUUUUAAAUUUAAGAUCUGCUUUCUCACCUCAACAAACAACCUCAACUUUCAGCAUGAAUGAUUUUACUGGACCAACGGGAAUUGUUUCUAAGCAGUUGCAACUACAACAACCACAGCAGCAGCAACAGUUACAGCAUCAACAAUCACAAAAUCCACAAUUACAGCUACAAAAAUCGCUACAACAACAGUUACAACAACAACAGCUACAACAACAGUAUAAACCGUUACAAGGUCAACAGACACAGCAGCAACAACAUCAUCAACAACACUUACAACAUCAAUUACAACAAUGCCUAGAGCAGCAACAACAAUCAAAUCUUAAAACUUCUUGUAAGGCUUCUAAUGAUAUUGAUAAAUUGCAGAGAACAACCAGUGAAAAAACGUAUAACAAUUUAUUUACCAAUUUUUAUUCACAACGUGAUAUAAAUAACAAUACCAACAAUUCAACUAGAAAAAGUUGCUCAUUUCAAACAGAGUAUACGAUUACAAGCAGCGACAACUUUUAUUCAAUGCAUCCAUCAGGUAAUCCACAACAUCAACAACAAUUACAUCAACAACGACAACAUAGUGAGCAGCAAGCAAUAGAGGUGGCAGUAGGUAAUCAAAAUUUGACUUCAGCUAUGAAACACGCCAAUCCAGAGGCGUCCCCAAAACAAGUUGUCAACUCGGAUGCCUGCCAGAUGAAGAAAAAUAUUAAUUUUUAUACCAAUGAUGAUAUUAAUUACAACAACAUUAAUAGCAUUAAAAGUAGUAAUCACCAGGAUAGUACAAAUGUAACCAAUAAUAAUAACAAUAAUAAUGAAGCUGAGAUGUCCAUACCCACCGCUGAUAUUGGCACUAGUAAAUGUGAUUUGGAAGAUGAUUAUAAUGAUAAGAAAAGAAGUUGUAACAAGAGCAACGUUGAUAACCUUGACAAGAAAUGUAGUUCCAACUCUUCAAAGGUACCAACAUUGAAGUUAAAGUAUAAUGGGAAGGAUAGUGCAUUUGUAAUAGAUUCACAAGCACCUAACCACCAUUCGUCUAAAAUGACAUUUGGCAGUGAUAACAAAUUGGACCUGAAAAACUUUUCUACAAAAAAUGGUGAUGAUGAUUUGGAAACUUUGGCACUCAGUCAAGUAUUGAAAGCAGUGGAGGGUCUAGAGAAAGAUUCCAAAAUAUCACCAAAAGGCAAUGACAAAAGUUCUAGAAAUGGUGCCAGCGAAUGUGGUGCCAACAACAAUUAUGAAAUGUGUUUCAGUGAGGAAGCUUAUGGUAUAAUGAAUGUAAGCUGCAACGAAACAGUCGUCACAAAAAGUAUGUCUGGUCAAUCCAUUCAGUCAGAAGAUACGUACUCUAAUGAAAUCCCUGGCAGCAAUGGUGCCAACCAUUCUGCUAGUGGUAGUACAAUCAGCAAUGAGCUUGAAUUCAGCAGCUUGUUUGAUUUUCCUGCAACAUCUACUGCUGUUACUUCAACAAAUAAAAGUUACACUACAAGUUCAUCAGCAACAACUAUUAGCAAUGCAUCAAACACCACAGAAGUUACUAAUGGAACAGGGUUUGGUUCAUGCAGUAGAAAUAAAUAUGAUGUUGAUGUUGUUGAGGAGAGCAUAAACAACAAUAUAAAUCUGGGUGCCAGUUACAAUUGUUGUACGGAUGCAAAUGAUGACAUUAACAUUAAAUCUUUUGCUGAUGUGGAAGAUAGAUCUAACCCUUCCUUACAAAGUGAUAUAGACUUUUAUGGCUGCCCACCGAUAAGCAAUAACACUGAAAUUGCUUUUUUUCAGUGCAAACGCUGUUCUAUAUAUUUGAAUGAUGAGGUGUCCCUUGCUGAACAUUAUUCCAUGAACCACACUGAUAGCUCAAUGAAUGCUGAUGUGCUGAAGUAUUUCAACAGCAACAAGUUCAAACCUCAAACUAAUACGAAACCUUCAACAUUUUAUACUAUGAUCGAUUCUAUCGAAGAUGAGGAUGAAGAUGAGGAAGAAGAAGUUCAGAGUGCUUCUUGUCCUUUUCAAGGUUGUAAAAGAACUUUCAUUACAGUUAGAAGUUUGACGUCCCAUUACACGAAAACUCACAAGCUACAAUUGACUUCAAAGCAAUUGUCAAGGGUAAGGACGAAGAUGGGAUUUCUGUAUGCAUGCAAUUUGUGUGACCAAGUGUUCAAGAAAGAAAGGUUAUUGAAGGAACACUCGUUCAAAAAACACAAAAUUUCCAAUUAA
Messenger RNA from Helobdella robusta, 4341 nucleotides. RefSeq lists its product as hypothetical. The coding region runs from base 1 to 4341 and encodes 1446 amino acids. The record is from RefSeq and is a predicted model, not a curated record. Lineage: Eukaryota; Metazoa; Annelida; Clitellata; Rhynchobdellida; Glossiphoniidae. The transcript has 6 exons.